CACACGGAUGGUGAACUAACAAACCUCAGAGAGCCUGGGCCUCAUGCUGAUUCAUUGAGGACGUCACAGGAGAAGAAGAAGAAGAAGAAGAAGCUGCUUCACUCCUCUUCUUCAGGCUCUGACAUCUCCUCCUGAACUGACAGAUGUUUUGUCUGUGAUUUUUCCCACUGAGACGUUUCUUCAGUGUCUCAGCUUCUCUUGCUGCUGAUGUCUGAGCCUCUCGGUGUCUGUGACUCUUCAGUGUCUGUGACUCUUCAGUGAGGAGCGUCUCUCUGAACCUAAAGCAAACCGAAGUCAAACUGCAGCUCAGAUCUUCUGGAGGAGGACUGAGGCUCCUCACGUGGAACUAGCUUCAUUUCAUUGGAAAAAACUGGAAAGAAAACUUCUGCCACAUUUCUUCAGUCAAAGACGAAUCACAGACACGACAGACGGAACCACAGACAGCAGAGGACGACUCACCUCCUCCUGUCAGUCCCCAGGUGGAGGAGGAGCAGCCAUGUCAGUUGACCUGAGCGUCCUGCAGAGCGGCGGAGGAGCAGAGGGGGGGGCAGCUCUGGAGACUCUGGAGAAACAGCUGAUCUGUCCCCUCUGUCUGGAGCUGUUCACCAAGCCAGUGGUGAUUCUGCCCUGUCAGCACAACCUGUGCAGGAAGUGUGCCAACGAGCUGUACCAGCCCUCGCUGUUCCAGGCUCGAACCACCAUGACGGUGAACAGCGGUCGAUUCCGCUGUCCCUCCUGCAGACACGAGGUGGUGCUGGAUCGCCACGGCGUCUACAGCCUCCAGAGGAACCUGCUGGUGGAGAACAUCAUCGACGUCUACAGACAGGAAGUCAGCAGCAGCUCCGGCAACGCCACGAGUGCCCCCCCGCCUCCCGCGCCUCCUGCACCUCCUGGUCAGCUGACGUGUUCGGAGCACGAGGGCGAGAAGCUGAACAUCUACUGUCUCAGCUGCCGGGUUCCAACCUGCUCCCUCUGCAAAGUGUUCGGUGCUCAUGGGUCGUGUCAGGUGGCUCCUCUGACCGACGUCUACCAGCAGCACAAGGACGAGCUGAGAGAAGGAGUCAGUUCUCUGGAGACGCUGAGGGAGCGAGUCCGGGCUCUGAUCCACGAGCUGGAGGAGACGAGCAGGAACCUCGAGCUGAACAGUUCGGCUCAGAGACAAAGUGUCUGUGACGGGUUCGACCGGAUGAAGUGCAUCCUGGGAGAGAGACACAAGGCCAUGACUCAGCGAAUCAGCUGCGAGCAGGAGGAGAAGACAGGCCACGCCCAGGCCUUGGUGCGCUGCUAUGGGGACAGCGUGGAGGCCAAUGCCCGACUGAUGGAGCGAGCAGCGAGCGGAUUGGACGAGCUGGACCCGGCUGCCUUCAUCCAGAUUUCCAGAGCGCUCAUCACAGAGGUGAAGACAGCCACCUGCUCCUGUCCGACCGAGACCCUGAAGCCCGGUUACGAGAAUCUGAGUCCGUACGAAUUUAACUUCGUCCGACAGGAGCGAGCUCUGAGGAGCAUCGACUUCAUGAGAGCUGUGGAGGAUGUUCCUGAAGAACCAGAUGUGGAACCGGAUGAACCCAGAGAACUUCCUGAACUAAAGCAGCAUCAGGAGUCGUCCGUCCAGAACCUGGAAUCUGGAGCAGAAGCAGUUAAAGAGACGACAUCAGCACCAGAGGAACCAGCUCCAGAUCCAGAGCUGCUGAGAGGCCGUGAGGAACCUGCAGGGGGCGACCUGCAGCCGCAGCCUGACCACGCUGAAGAGAACGAUGGAGAAUCAGGAUUGAUCAACAAGAAGGAGGAAGAGGAAGAGGAGGAGGAGGAACGAGACGAGGGAGGUGCAGCUCCUGACUCCAUUAAAGACACAACCAUCUGUGAACAGGAGGGAAUGAGCACACAACAGGCUGUCACCCUGCUCUUCUACCUGUUGGCCUUCCUGCUCAUCCUUCAGAACGUGUGGGCGUACAUCGGCUGCUUCAUUUGCACAUAACCUCAGCAGGAGGCCAUCGCUGCUCAGAUGAAGGAUGAGACCAGGAGACCAGCCCUUAUUACAAGUAGUAAAAGACGUACAAGUAUGAUGUUUUAGUACUUGUACUUUGAAAAGUAUAUGGUAUUAUGUUUACUGUAUUUGCCAAACUGUA
Molecule: messenger RNA, 2126 nt
Organism: Platichthys flesus (European flounder)
Lineage: Eukaryota; Metazoa; Chordata; Actinopteri; Pleuronectiformes; Pleuronectidae
Gene: trim101
Product: tripartite motif containing 101
Exons: 13
Coding region: 497-1975 (492 amino acids)
Molecular function (GO): zinc ion binding
Source: RefSeq, a predicted model, not a curated record